This is a messenger RNA of Pristis pectinata (smalltooth sawfish), 713 nucleotides long. Its product is annotated as cathelicidin-related antimicrobial peptide Na_CRAMP-like. Gene Ontology annotation, molecular function: lipopolysaccharide binding. Gene Ontology annotation, biological process: antimicrobial humoral immune response mediated by antimicrobial peptide; defense response to Gram-negative bacterium; defense response to Gram-positive bacterium. The transcript is spliced from 4 exons. The record is from RefSeq and is a predicted model, not a curated record. Bases 77 to 508 code for a protein of 143 amino acids. Gene Ontology annotation, cellular component: extracellular region. Lineage: Eukaryota; Metazoa; Chordata; Chondrichthyes; Rhinopristiformes; Pristidae.
UGAGUUAAGCCACUGGCUUGCUUCCCGUGCAUCAGCGUACAUACACUUCUGUGGUCUGUGAAUACAUAAGGGGAUUAUGAAGAUUUUGAGGAAGAUUAUUUUGUUUGUUGGAUUCCUUACUUUGGCUGUCAGUGGUUCUGACUCCAGGUACACCGGUAGAGAUGUGGCUUCUCUGGCUGUUGUGCGUUACAACACGCGCUCUACAUCACCUAACCUAUUUAAGCUGCUUCAGGUUACCACUGCAAAAAUUCAGGGUGCAGUUCGAAGGACUCUCUAUAAUGUUAGCUUCCUUAUAAAGGAGACAAUCUGUAAUCGAGAUGAGGGAAAUGAUGUAACCGAUUGUGCUUUCAAGGAUGAUGGGAUGGAGAUGACAUGUAACACAAUGGCUAUUCAAAGUCUUUCCUUCACACAACUCAAAUUCUGGUAUGUCCAUUGCAAACCUUUUCAGGUGACAGUUGAGGAGCAUUUUGAGAUGCCAAUAUUGGCGAGACAAAUAGGCCGUUCUUAAAAUUUUCCAGAUCCUCAUGUGAAACUUGGAGCAGGUUAUUCUACAGAUACAAUCUCAGUUCCUUUGUGAUACUUAGUUGGAAGAGGAGGUUCCAAGGAAGAAGAUGGAAAGAGAGGUGACCCUUGAGAAAAAUAAUUUCGCCUUUGAAAAUUCUUCCAAAUUUUUCUGUAAUGCUUACUUCAAAUAAAAAAUGUAUUUAAAUUGA